This is a messenger RNA of Melanaphis sacchari, 3650 nucleotides long. RefSeq lists its product as uncharacterized. NCBI's taxonomy places the organism in Eukaryota, Metazoa, Arthropoda, Insecta, Hemiptera, Aphididae. The transcript has 22 exons. Gene Ontology annotation, biological process: regulation of post-transcriptional gene silencing. Bases 106 to 3537 code for a protein of 1143 amino acids. The record is from RefSeq and is a predicted model, not a curated record.
AUAGAUACCUAAAAUAUUUAAGUAUUUUAAAUUUUUAUUGUACUUGAGAUAUCACUCGUGUCAGUAUUCCUUUGCCACUUGUGAGCUUAUAUAAAAUAUUUUACGAUGGACACUUUAGCUGAGAUCAAACGAAAAAUAGAUUCUGGAAAUACAAUUUCAGUAGCUGCUGCAAUGGACAACCUAGUUAAUAUGAUUAAGUCUAAAAUCAAAGGAAACCGUUCAGACAUGACAAAUAUUCCUGAAAUGUUACUCCUUCAAGAAUAUUGUUGUAACCAAAAUCCGAUCGUUAGUACUACAGCAUUACGAGCUUUAUGUACAUUUAUGAUGUCUAAUAACUAUCAAAACCAAUUGUUAAUCGACUGGUUAGUUGUCCUAAAUCCUCAAAUUAAAUGUAAAACUGGAUUUAUACAAGAAAUAUUUGAAUUAAUAGUUUUUGGGUUGAAAAGCAAAGACAUUAACAACAAUAAGAUCAACAUUUUGGUUGACAUUUUAAUAAAAAUAAUGGAUGAAAGUAUUGAAGAAUGGCAUGUAAUUUUGUUUCAUAUGAAAAUAUGUACACAUUUUGAUGAUCACGAGUUUGUAACAGACUGGUUAAAUGUUACAAAACGAUUAUUUAAAUUUAUUUUUUUGUCUCAAACAUCAUCAAAUCAUCGUAUUAUGUUUGUCAGACUAUUUGUUGAAAUACUCAACUAUGCAUCUGAUUAUGAUUUAUUAUUUGAAAUUUAUUCUUGGUUACAGAUUGAUAAUCUGGAUGAUAUUCUAUUUUUGUACAAUAUUUUAGAAGAAUUUUGUGUCACAAUUCCGGAUACUCUACAUACAAUAAAAUACAAUUUAUGUUUGUGUGUAAUUCAAACAUCAAUUCAACUUAUUUCACGCGGUUUUGAUCCAACUUCCAUGUUUCAACGUUUGAAUAGUCUUUUAAUGUUAUGUCCAUGUACAUCUGAUAUUUUAUUACUGUGUUGUUCCAGAACUCUAAGUGUAUGCUCUUCAAAAUUUGUACACAAAACUAUCGAUUUUUGCUUGAAUGUUGUUCAAAAGUAUGGGUGUCAUAAAAUAAUUGCACAGACUGUUGUUGCAAGCAUUUUGCAAUGGAAUCGUACAAAAUUAAUUGAUACUGAAAAAAUGUCUAUAAUGUUGUCAACUUUUAACUCUGAUACUGCUACAACCAAGUUAUGCACUAAUAAUCAUGAGUUAUAUCCAUUUUUAUCAAGUGAUUCGAUUUUAAUGACAUCAUAUUCAUUGAUUAAACUAUGUCCAGAAUUUAGUAACAAGCAGUUUACCUCUAAAUGGUUGUCCAAUAUUAAUCAUACCAGUGAUUUAUUAAAUGAUAUUCAGUUUAAUUUUUAUUUGGCUGGUCUUUACUUAAGUAAAAUCUGUGAUCGCUCUCAACAACAGACUAUAUUAAAAUUAUUAAAUAAACAUUAUUUGUUGCCAUUAAUUUCAUAUUCUGUAGAUCUAGAAAUAAGUCAUUAUGGUCGAUUUGAUUUAAUGAAAGUCAUACCUACAGCAGCCUGUAUACCGGAAAACAUUUCAUUAAUAAUUAGUUUUAUUAAACGUUUUGAAAAUAGCAACGAUGAAACACUGAAGAAAUUUAGUAUUGAUAUGUAUUAUGAUCUAUGGAUAACAGAAGUUAGAUGUUACAGAUUUUUAUUGUAUUGUUUAUCAAAAGAUAAACCAGGAUGGCAAUGGAAUGUUGUUAAGUCAUAUACUAUUAGAAAAAUGGUCAAAUCAAAUCCUAAUUCAGAUUUAGUAUCUGUUUUAAAACAAAUGCUUGGAUUUUACAUAAAACACUCUAUGUAUUUGCCAAUGAAAUUAACGUUUGAAUCUUUAGUAGAUUUGUGUAUAGCUGAGUACAUAAAUCCAGAAUCUCUUAAAAAUAUGAUUGAUAAAACAAUUUUAGACAUUCACCACCCUUGUGUUAUACCUAGCUAUUGUAAUUUAUUGAUGGUUUCAUCUAAUCAAACAACAGAAAAUGAAAAACGCAAUGAUUUUUUUCAAAAGUUAUGGUCUAUGGUAUUACACUCCAAUGAUAAUACCGUUAAAUGUGCUCUUAAGUCUUUGUCUGGCACAGAUUUAGAAAUCAUGCCUUUCAAUGUUUUACCAAAAAUAUUUCGAAGUUAUCCAAAAGUUGUAACACAGUUAGAGGAUUCAGACAAAUUAGAUUUAUUUAAUGGACCUAUACCUGGCGAGUGUUGGGUAAAAUUUCUGCAAAAUAUUAACAAAAAAUUUAUUAAUGAAGCUCAAAUGAUGUUAUCAAUUUGGCUUGGACAAGAAUUGGAAAAAAAUGUCAUAAUAAGAGUCCAAUCAGACAAUGAACCAAAAAAUUUAAAACACCUUUCUGAUCAUAGCAUUGCUCGAGGAUUAAUGUCAUUCAUUGUUCCAAAACGAAAACAAAUGUUGGAUGUUGAUGAAGAUACCAAAGUGGCUUGUUUAGCUGUUAUUAAUGGUGCUGAUAAACCAAUGUAUCCAUUUGAUUGGGGAUUUUUAGAAAAAUAUGUGAUUGAAGGGCCCAAUAGUAAGCUUUGGAAAGAGUCAGUUAUAUUAAUUGCUAAGCAAUCAAUAAAAUCUACUUCGGCAUUUCGACUGCUACACAAAUGCUAUGAUCAUCACUCAAAUUUUGAUACAAAUCAAAUUAAAUUACUGAUUACAGUAUUAUAUAAAGUUUCCAAUAUUAUUUUUCAUGAUUUACAAAAGCAAUUUGUGACAAAUGUAGUUAAUGAAAUUUUAAAUAACAUACAUGAAAUACAUUCUAACAACAAUUUAGAUGUUGACUUGCUAUGUCAUAUUUUAUCAGAAUUUAAACAAAUAUUACAAAGCCCUCAAACAAAUAUGGAAAAUGUACACUUUAUUUGCAAUAUUUUACAAAAUAUCUGGUGUACAAUAAAUUUGAAAAAUAAGGAAAUACUUUAUGCAUUCCUUGGUUGCUGCUUAUCUAUGUCAACUGAAAUACUGAAAAAUUUAAGACCGUACCCAGUUCAAGAAUCAAUGCUGCUAAAAUUUGUAAUUCUUUGCAGUGCACAGAAUUUUAUUUCUAGUAACUCAUCAUUUGAUCCACUGAAUGAAUGUAUUCAAGCAUGCAAUCAGUUCAAAAAUUAUCAAUUUUUAUGUGAUACAGUUAUUGAAGUCUUUAAACACAAAAUGUUCAUUCCAUAUCACAAUGAGUUUAUAACUAAUUUCAUGAUUUAUUUAACCAGUUUCAUAAAGAAAACAAACUCCUUUACAAAUGAUUUAUUUGAUGUAUUGUGUUCAAUUUUCAUUAAUCUCAUUAUCUUAUUAUCAGGAUAUGACACUUUAAGUUUCACUAAUAACAAAAAACUUAAUUGUUUAAACAGGAAAACAGUUUUUCCUGUUGCUUUAGCAACAUACUCUAAAAAUACAUCACAGUCUUCUAGGAUUAUUGAUUGGCUUAAAACUAUGAUAGCCACUUCAUCUUUGCCUGAAGAAUAUUCUAAAUUAUUCUACUGUUGUUUAGCUGCAUUUAAAAAUGACAAAUUUUUAUUAGUAUGGGCAAACAAAAAAAAAAUCAUAUUACACUGACUAUCAUUCUAAACACUAAAGGUAUAUUUAGCUGUCCAACCAAGAUCAAAUUUUGCAAGAUCACAAUUGGCAUACAUUGUUUCUAUGUCACCUUCACGGCGUGCUUCAAUUGU